Molecule: messenger RNA, 8094 nt
Organism: Lagopus muta (rock ptarmigan)
Lineage: Eukaryota; Metazoa; Chordata; Aves; Galliformes; Phasianidae
Gene: TRPC5
Product: transient receptor potential cation channel subfamily C member 5
Exons: 12
Coding region: 709-3678 (989 amino acids)
Biological process (GO): manganese ion transport; calcium ion transmembrane transport; regulation of cytosolic calcium ion concentration
Cellular component (GO): membrane; cation channel complex
Molecular function (GO): protein binding; inositol 1,4,5 trisphosphate binding; store-operated calcium channel activity
Source: RefSeq, a predicted model, not a curated record
UAAUCAUCUAUCUAUAUAUAUCUAUCUAUAAUCAUCAUUUUCAGUAGUUUGUAUGUAGAUCUUAAGUGUGCCAUCAAAUUGAAGCACAUCUGCAUAGAACUGUAAUUGCUGAAAUGCAACAAACAAAAACUUUCCUCACGCUUGUAAGGAACCACGACACUAGAAGAGCACAUUUUUUUGGUAUGCCAAACUUGUUACAAAUCUGUGGCUCACCAGGAAACUCACAGAUGUAACUGUGCUGUGUGCUGCAGCCACCCACUGUGCUGCAGUGUCAGCUGGGCUGGAGCUCAGAUCCACCCACUUCCUCUGCACCAGGCCCAUAACUCUGGAGCUGAAGCAAAAUGCAAAUAGGCUGUGCUGAACAUGGUUGCCUUCUGGCAAGCAGAGGGAUGGCGAAAGUAGAACCCCCAGCAUCUCAUUCCUUGUUCAACUUCUGAACCACAAGAUCGUGCUUUUCAUUACCUCUUUCCCCUGGAAGGAGAAAUAAAAUGGAAUAAAAAUCAGGCUAAUUUUCUACAGAAACAGGGGAAAGGAAAUGGAAAGGAUCAUCCAAUUAGUUGAAUUAGUUACAGCUGCCUAAACCCCGGUCCUGAUUUGGUGUGGUUUGUUGAUGCCAAACAGAGGGCAGGACUUACUACUUCUUACUUUUCUAGACUACAAGCAACAUCACUGCUCCUGGAAUACAAGGUUGUCUGGUCACUAUGAACAAUGGCCCAGCUAUACUACAAAAAGGUAAACUAUUCACCGUACAGAGAUCGGAUCCCACUGCAGAUUGUGCGAGCAGAGGCAGAGCUCUCAGUGGAAGAGAAGGCCUACCUCAGUGCUGUGGAGAAGGGGGACUAUGCCAGUGUGAAACAUGCCUUACAAGAGGCGGAGAUCUACUACAACAUCAACAUUAACUGUAUGGAUCCUCUUGGUCGCAGUGCCCUUCUAAUAGCCAUAGAGAAUGAAAAUCUGGAGAUCAUGGAGUUACUUCUGAGCCACUGCGUGUAUGUGGGAGAUGCUCUGCUGUAUGCAAUACGGAAAGAGGUGGUGGGAGCUGUGGAGCUGCUGCUGAAUUACAGGAAGCCAAGUGGUGAAAAACAGGUUCCAACCUUGAUGAUGGACACACAGUUUUCAGAAUUCACUCCAGAUAUCACACCAAUAAUGCUGGCGGCUCACACCAACAACUAUGAAAUCAUCAAACUGCUUGUCCAAAGACGGGUAACUAUUCCACGCCCACAUCAGAUCAGAUGCAAUUGUGUGGAGUGUGUCUCCAGUUCGGAGGUGGACAGCCUGAGGCAUUCCAGGUCAAGGCUGAACAUCUACAAAGCCUUAGCCAGCCCCUCAUUGAUUGCCUUAUCAAGUGAGGACCCCAUCUUGACAGCGUUUCGACUGGGCUGGGAGCUGAAAGAGCUCAGCAAAGUGGAAAAUGAGUUCAAGGCUGAAUAUGAAGAGCUUUCUCAGCAAUGCAAGCGAUUUGCUAAGGACCUUUUGGAUCAAGCACGGAGUUCCCGAGAAUUAGAGAUUAUUCUCAAUCACAGAGAUGAUCAAAGUGAAGAGCUGGACCCCCAAAAAUGUCAUGAUUUGGCAAAACUAAAGGUAGCAAUAAAGUACCACCAGAAAGAGUUUGUUGCUCAGCCAAACUGCCAGCAGCUACUAGCAACACUUUGGUAUGAUGGUUUUCCAGGCUGGAGGCGGAAACACUGGGCAGUAAAACUCUUGACCUGUGUCACCAUCGGACUGCUAUUCCCUGUGCUAUCUGUGGCAUAUCUGAUUGCACCGAAGAGCAGGCUGGGACUGUUCAUUAAAAAGCCAUUUAUAAAGUUUAUCUGCCACACCGGCUCAUACCUAACCUUCCUCUUCAUGCUCCUGCUGGCAUCGCAGCAUAUCGUCAGGACUGACCUUCACAUGCAGGGACCGCCUCCCACCAUCGUGGAGUGGAUGAUCCUGCCCUGGGUUCUAGGUUUUAUCUGGGGAGAAAUCAAGGAAAUGUGGGACGGUGGAUUCAAUGAAUACGUACAUGACUGGUGGAAUCUGAUGGAUUUUGCAAUGAACUCCCUCUAUCUUGCAACUAUCUCCCUUAAAAUUGUUGCCUAUGUCAAGUACAACGGUUCACGUCCAAGGGAGGAAUGGGAAAUGUGGCACCCGACUCUCAUUGCAGAAGCCCUCUUUGCAAUAUCCAACAUUUUAAGUUCUUUGCGUCUCAUAUCCCUGUUUACAGCAAAUUCACACCUGGGACCCCUGCAGAUUUCUCUGGGACGCAUGCUGCUAGACAUCCUUAAAUUCCUUUUUAUCUACUGUCUGGUGCUUCUGGCUUUUGCCAAUGGACUGAACCAGCUUUAUUUUUACUAUGAGACCAGUGCCUCGGAGGAACCCAACAACUGCAAGGGGAUCCGAUGUGAGAAACAGAACAAUGCCUUCUCCACACUUUUCGAGACCCUCCAGUCUCUCUUCUGGUCUGUGUUUGGACUGCUGAAUCUCUACGUCACCAAUGUGAAAGCCAGACAUGAGUUCACAGAGUUUGUUGGGGCCACUAUGUUUGGUACCUACAACGUCAUCUCUCUUGUCGUGCUGCUGAACAUGCUCAUAGCCAUGAUGAACAACUCCUAUCAGCUCAUUGCUGACCACGCAGACAUAGAGUGGAAGUUUGCACGGACAAAGCUCUGGAUGAGUUACUUUGACGAAGGGGCCACCCUGCCUCCUCCCUUUAACAUCAUCCCAAGUCCCAAGUCUUUCUGGUACCUCUGCAAGUGGAUUCACAAUCAGCUGUGCCCAGGCAAUGAUUCUGACAAUGAGCAGAAGAGACAUGAAAACCUCAAAACAUUCACGGAGCGCCAUGCCGAUAACCUCAUCCAGAAUCAACAUUACCAGGAAGUGAUUAGAAAUCUUGUAAAAAGAUAUGUUGCAGCAAUGAUAAGAACUUCCAAAACCAAUGAAGGCUUAACUGAAGAAAAUUUCAAGGAAUUAAAACAGGACAUCUCAAGUUUUCGCUAUGAAGUCCUUGACCUGCUGGGAAACAGGAAGCCACAGAGGAGAAGUUAUUCUACCAGUAGCACAGAGGUGUCUCAAAAGGAUGAAACAAAUGAGGAUAGUGCUGGAGAAAAACCCAAAGUCAAAAGCGUGUCUUUCAAUGUAGCCAACAAAAAAAAGGAUUUCAAUGUAUCUGCGCUAAUUAAAACAAUGUCUGGGAUUGAUAUGGUGGAAGAGAAGCCAAAAAGCAAUGGGAUCAGUAAGCGCUCCUUCAUCCGAAAUGGAAAUAGAGUUCAGAGGCUUUCCAGUUCCAAGAAAGAGUCCUUUAAGAGACUGGGGCUGCUGUUCUCCAAGAUGAAUGGACAUGUACCUGAAGCAAAUUCAGAGCCCAUGUACACUAUUUCAGAUGGAAUUAUUCAGCCACACUACAUGUGGAAAGACAUCAAAUAUUCUCAGAUUGAUAAAGAGAGAGAAGAGAAUUGUUCCAAAAGUGAAAUUAACCUCAAUGAGGUAGACUACAGUAGGAACACAAGACUUACAGGACAGAGCAAGGAGUGCCCUGUGGUUUGUACCAGCUCCCUUCACUGUGCUUCCAGUAUUUGUUCCUCUAAUUCCAAACUUUUAGACUCAUCAGAGGAUGUGUUUGAUUCAUGGGGAGAGGCUUGUGACUUGUUUAUAAACCAGUGGAAAGAGGGGCAAGAGGACCAUGUUACAACGCGACUAUAAGUAAGGCUAUCUUAAUGCCUGUUGGAAGAUUUGGUUGUUAUUAUUUGUAAUUGUUUGCUCUCACCUGGUUCAGCAUUAUGAAUUCUUUUCUGCCCACAGGAUGAAACAAAUGUGAAACUCUGUUAGCCUAUUUUAUAGCUGUCUGCGCCUUCUAUUAUUUUAUUUUUGUUUUAUCUUCACAAAAACUGAAUGGAAGGCUUCACCAUUUACAAAAUCACUGUAAACCACAGUACUCAUUCAGCUGCAGCCAGUCUUUGAAUCCCACAUAAUUCAGAUACACCAGUGGCAGAGUAGAGGAUUCCUCCAGUGCUCUCCUCAUCAACCCAGCACAGCUGGGUUAUCACUCUGCCUCCCGCUUGAAGUCCUCAUCAGCACAUCCAGCUGGUGAGCAGUGGCUUAGCACGAGGCUGGGAGUCAUGUAAAACCUUUUUAGGAAGGGUAGAACUGGCUUCUUGUUUUCUUUAAGCAAUACAACCUCUGAUUCUUGCAGUAGUAUAGUUUUCAGGUCAUUAUAUUCACAUUGUAAACUGUUACCAAGAGACACCUAUGGUCAUGCAACUAGAACACGUUAUGAUUUGCCCUAGUAGGGAGCAGAAUGGCCUCCCAGUGAGGCAGGCAGGGGAAGCCAGUAGCUGGCCUUGCUCCCAACUUCUGCAUUGAUGAACAACCCAAAACCAGAUGUGGCUGCCUGAGACAGAAACCUCAGUGUGGUUCUUAUAUCACUAAUGGUAAACCAAAACCCAGCCCUAAACCUCACCCUUAUACCAAGCUGCAUCUGUUUUUGAAAUUCUUGCUCUUAUUUCCACCGCUUCAUUUGCUUUUUGCUGCCUUCCCAGCCAAUGUCACGUUUCAGGCAGAAGCCACCCACCUGUGAUGUCUCUGGGUCUGUGAGCUGCAUUCCUGAAAAGAAACUGAAGUUAGAGCAGCCCAGACUGGAUCUGGCACCCUGGGAAGUCUCUGCAGUCCCUUUACGAAGGUGCAACAAAAAGGAGCAUGGCAGGAAAAUUACCCUUCUGUUACUGUUUUUUCAAUUGUUUGUUUUCCCCCUCCAUUUCUGCUAGGCCCUGUCCAGGCACUCCCCUUGUUUCAUUUGUCCUAAGUAGCAUCAAAAAGGGGAGAAGAUGCCCCAUCAAGAGCAAAAUGGUUGACACGGUGAUUUUCCACAGUGCGAUACUUGGACUUUGUGUGCUGUUGCUGAGAUACACGGGUGAUUGGCACUCAGUACUGCUUAAGAACUGCUGUUAGUUGGCUGCUUGCCAGGAAGAAGUCAGUGCUGACCAGGAGCUGAGAAAUGGCUGUUCCUUACACCAUGGCUGUGUCAGGCUGAAGGCUCUAUUCCAGGACAGGAACUCCAGGGCUGGAGCACAUCCUGAGGUGUAUUGCCAAAAAUCACCUCUCCUGCAGAGGCAGUGCAGUCCUGCAUAAAUGAGAUGCUGGGGUGCCUGGGCUAUGAUGCUUUGCCUGUUAUGGAAAACCAGCACCUCGUUGGGAUCUUCCUGAGGACACCUAUAGAGAACAACUUUGGGAACAGCUCUUGUAGCAGACGUGCAGAUGCUGACAGGCUUGGCUACAGGAAGCUUUGAAUGCAGAACUUAAGGGGGAAAGCAGGGCUUUAGGCAAGCAACAGCAUUAAGAAAAAAGAGCAACCAGGAAGAGAGACUCAGAAAUGUUCUCCUUGUUAGCAGCAUGCAGCAUACAGCCCAAAGGAUGUAAGCCUCUAGAUGUGCUAGGCGUGAGAGAGCAAAAAGCACUUCAGCGUGAAUAGACUUCAGGCUUUCAUACUUACUGCAGAGUUAUAGCAGCCUUUGACAAUUGCAUCUUCUCUUCCUGAAAGUGAGGCUGAGCAAAGCAUCACAAGGAGACUUGCAGAAUGUUGGGGGUCAGAAGCAGUUUGCUGACUGCUCAGUGAGAAAUCCAGCAAUUCUGUUUUUUACGAGGCAAACCCACCCACCUACGAGAGCUGCAGUUAGAAGCAGCUGAAUGCAGUUCUCUAAGCAGCCCACAAUAAGAACCCACAGUUUAAUAAAUCUAAUGUAGUCUAUUUUUAGAAGCAUGAACAUUAAUGUGAGCUGCUACAGGGAGUAAGGAGAAGGGUUUGAAUUAUUUUAUGCCUCACCUAAACAUACUGCAGCUUAUGAACUCUAGGGCAGCGCAUCUUUACAUUACCAGUGUAACAAGUGGGUAUAAAAACCACCCGAGUUUAGUUGUGCAGAUGAUAUCAGCUGAGUUGGAGGCUGGGACAGAUGCAGGGCUCGCAUCCUCAGACAGCAGAAGAGCUUUUAAGUUUUCCACAAAUCAAGCACACUGGAGCUGGCUCCAAUUAAAAGGCGUCAUUCAAAUUCAGCCCUACAUUAACAGGUACAAGUCUCAAAAUGAAAUGCAAAUAACUGCAGCAGUGCCCCUCAAAAACAUAGAAGUGGCAGAGGGUAAUGCAAAUCCCCUCUGUGCAAAUCGUGUGAGUCAUGUCCUCCUGCUGUGUCCUGAAAGGGCAGGGGUAGGAGCUGCCACAUUGUAAUGGCAUGAUGGAUAAAGCACUGCAAUAAUCUCUUGAUAGCGUUCUGUUGAACAGGAGAGGAACAUCACAGGGCUGCUGGGCUGCAGCUCCUGGGGGAUUUGUUUCAUGACUCAGAUGCUUCCCAGCUAUGAACUAGUUUGAGCUGACUUUCACAUUGAACACAACUGUUUGCUUUGACUAAGUGAUGAAUACAUUUAUCCAGGAGUUUGCAAAAUUGUCAGUCUGGUCUCCCCAAAAGGCCAAAUUGUUUGAUCACAUCUAUGCACCCCAUUUUGUAGCAAUAGGCUUUACAGCAGCUCGUGAAUUAUCAUUACUACUGUUAAGGAGGAGCGUCAGGGGAAGAAACUGAAAGAUCUUGUGGAAAAAAAUACAUUUGAUUGAUCCCAGUCUUACUUUUCCUUUUUAAAAUCACCUGCAGUCAGACUGUUGGGGAUUUUACUUACGUUUUUCCAUUUUCUUACUCUUUCCUUCAGAGGAACGGUUGAAGCAUCUCUCUGCAGUUUGUGCAAGCAGCUGGGGUAGGAGCUUAUGAGACACUGAGCAUCUUCUGUGAAGAGUUAACUUAAUUCUCUGGUUCAGGGUGCACAGCUGUGUCACAACUGGCCUAUGCCUGGCCUCUGUACUGGAUGCUCCAACAACAAUCAUCAUACAUAAGCUAUUUGGAAUUUGGAAUCACACAGGUCUUGAUCACUUGGCCCAUUCUUUAGGUUUCUUGCUCUUCAAAGUAGCUUUAUUUCUCACCUCCCACCCUUGGCAUCACUUUCACCUGGCUUUUUAACCUACAAACAAUCCCCAAUAGGCAGUCAGACCCCCAAACAUGGACCGUCACAGAGCUACAAGGCAGUGUACUCAGGUCAGAGAUUGAAGUUGCUUUAGAAAUAAGAAAUUAAGUAACAUCUCUGCAGAUUAUUUGGAUAAUUGUAUUUGUAUGUUAUUAUUCACGUACUGGUAUAUAUGUAAAUACUCAACUAUUUGUAUAUGUGGUCCCUACAGAAGCAGCAUGCACAGUGACAGAGCACAGGACUAGACAACAAGACUUGAGGUCUGUUCCCAGCUCUGCUACUGACUCACCUGUGACCUUGGGCAAGUCACACAGCCUCUCUAAUGCCUCAGUUUCCCCAUCUGUAAAAUAGGGAUAAUACUACUUACCUACCUCGCAGGGGGGUUAGUUCAUUAUUUACAAGCACUUUCAGAUCUUCGAAUCAAAGGCGCUAUAUACAGUAACUAGUUCAUGCUCAUAGCAGUGGUACGUACUUUUGUCUUCUGAAGACUAAUUCAGGUUAGGAUUUUACUAUGUCUGUUAAGAUAGUUUCCCAUGUAGAAAAAAAAAGCAUGAUUUCCCACCAGGGGAUUUUAGGGCACUUCUGCAGUAGACGGAGACCUGGGAGCCUCAGCUAACUUCCUUGGUUUUGUGACAUGUCUCACUUGGAAGCUCACCUUACUGUACACUUGUGUUUCACCCUUUUUCUAGUGAUACUUGUAACAAUUUUUAAACAGAAAUUGCCACUGUAAGUACUUAUUAUAUAAAUGUAUUCCUAUAUAAAACCUUACCCUUUAAAUAGAUUAAAGCUGGUUGUCGCAACAGACUUCCAGGCAUGGGGAGGUUCCACAGUCAGCCCAGCACAGUUUAUGUGCACACAGAAGUAAAAAAAAUAACAGGAACACAAGGGAAACCUCCACUUUGGAAAAGUACUAACAGCAUAAGCAGGGAUUCCCUUUACUCCAGGGCUAUCUCACCAAGUCAGAAAACCAGGCGAAUACCAACUGCUCUCUCACUAUUAGGUAUAGGUCCUACAACACUUGGAACUUCUCAGUCUUGCUUUUAUUUUUUUCUUUCCUUUUCUAAAGGCCAAAAUCUCACAGAAAUAUAUAUAUAUAUAUAUAUACACACACACACACAC